Talaromyces marneffei is the source of this 1299-nucleotide messenger RNA. RefSeq lists its product as uncharacterized. The transcript is spliced from 4 exons. Gene Ontology annotation, molecular function: zinc ion binding. Gene Ontology annotation, biological process: regulation of transcription by RNA polymerase II; nucleotide-excision repair; DNA-templated transcription. Lineage: Eukaryota; Fungi; Ascomycota; Eurotiomycetes; Eurotiales; Trichocomaceae. The coding region runs from base 1 to 1299 and encodes 432 amino acids. Gene Ontology annotation, cellular component: transcription factor TFIIH core complex; transcription factor TFIIH holo complex. The record is from RefSeq and is a predicted model, not a curated record.
AUGGCUGAUUCGGAUGAGGAAUAUGUAGGUUCUGGAUCGGAAGAUGAGAUCGAUGCCCAUAUAGUAUCGAGUGGUGCUGGAACGCGCUCUACUCGGAAGAAGCAGCGCGGGGGUGCCACUUUCGAGGUCUCAAGGACCUGGGAAUCCGUCGUUGAGGGCGCGGAUGGUACGAUCAGUUCGACGGUAGAGGGACUAUUAGAGGCUGGGAAGAGAAAGAGGUUACUGCGAGAUACCACACCUUUACAACGAGGAAUCAUUCGUCAUCUCAUCCUAGUCCUUGACCUUUCUCAGUCUAUGGCGGAAAAAGACAUUCGGCCAACACGUUAUUUAUUAGCUCUGAGAUACGCCCAAGAGUUCGUCAUCGAGUUCUUCGAACAGAAUCCCAUCUCACAACUUGGAGUUAUUGGCAUGCGCGAUGGCCUAGCCGUACGAAUAAGCGACAUGAGCGGAAACCCUACAGAUCACAUCACUGCAAUUCACGCGUUGAGACCAGACGACCCGAAGGGACUUCCUAGCUUGCAAAAUGCUUUGGAGAUGGCGAGAGGUGCACUAUUUCAUACGCCCAGUCAUGGUACCCGAGAAGUAUUAAUAGUCUUUGGAUCACUUCUGUCCUCGGAUCCGGGAGACAUUCACCAGACCUUAAAGUCCCUUAUCGCGGACAAAAUCCGCGUGGGCAUAGUUGGUGUUUACGGCGUGGCUCUUAACGAGCAACAUUUCAGGGAACUGAUGAUGGACGUUACAAUCCCGCCAGCAGCAUAUUCCUACAGGAAAUCGAGUAGUGCUCUAUUGAUGAUGGGAUUCCCGUCCCGGACAGUGGAAUCUUUUCCAUCUUUAUGUGCCUGCCACUCAAAACCGUCUUGUGGCGGGUAUCUGUGCUCACGAUGUGGGAAUAAAGUCUGCGGUCUCCCAGCGGAAUGUCCUUCUUGCGGCCUCACAUUGAUUCUCUCGACACAUUUAGCCCGAUCUUAUCAUCAUUUGUUUCCCCUCAUCAACUGGGUUGAAGUACCCUGGAAACGGGCAUUACGCAGCACCAAUUGCUAUGCCUGCGGCAUCCAAUUCCCAACUGUACCUCCCGCGGAUCAAUGGGGAGCUUUUGAGAACCAAGCCAAGGGGAUGAGUGUCAGCAGCCGCUACGAGUGCUCGGCUUGCCAUAAUCAUUUCUGUAUAGACUGUGACCUAUUUGCUCAUGAAAUCGUUCAUAAUUGUCCCGGUUGUCAGAGCACCAACUUCAUGAAGCCUCAUCACAGUCGAGAUGCAGCGUCACCGCCAGUGGAGAGGAUGGAGGGAAUCACAAGUUGA